ACGAGGCGAACAGUAACCCGUGGGUGCGUUGCACGAGGGGGUGACGGGACCGCGAGCGUAAGGUCGUUACUUCGUCCAAAUAACCACUUCAUUUCACGACCAAGAUAGGAGAAGGAAUUAUUAUAUAUGUUUUUGUCACAUUAAGGAAGUCUUUAUUACAAUUCGCGUUCCUGUAUUGAAUUCAUGUGAAAAUUAGCGUUAGCAGUCAACAGAUAAAACGCAGGUAUUUGUUAGUCUUAUUUAAGGCACAGAUUAUUUUAAACGAUACGUAUUUAUUGAGUCGUGACUUGGAGGUAGUUCCUCCAUAUCUGUUUGAUGCGUGUACUGAAGUUUAAAUUUUAAUGAACAUAAUGAAUUUUAAAUAUAAUUACACAGUAUAAUAAGGUGUUAAUUUUCUCGUCAUGGGUGGUCUACUUCCGAGAUGGACGGCUGAAUCCAAUUAGUGGAUCGGGGAAAUGUGCAAUUAGUACAAGAUGAGAAUAAGACGCGAUGAGACAACACAGCCGUUGCGAAGACACGCGAAAAUCGCUUCUAUCCACCUUCCACAAGAUAAAAAAAAAAAGAUUUUCAUUAGAGAUCCUUGGUGAAAGAGAUAUUAAUUUUAAAUAAACUGAUAACAUAGAAUUUUCUUCCGUUUUACAUGUCAGAAGAUGUAAAUUGAUUAGGGAGUUAGUUAAAACAAAAAAUCAGAUAGAUUAACUGUUAGCGUUUCCUUAUCUUCGUCUCGAUAAUAUAUGAAAUGACAUUAUUUAACCAAACUGGAGUAAUCUGGUGGCAUUGGUGGGUGAUAAGAAGGACAAAACGUAGAACUGUUUUACAAUCACGGAAUAAGAUGUUCAGUGUGAAACUUGAAGCAGACAACGUCUAGAGGAGCAAAAUUCGCCGCGUAUAAAGUAAAGAAAUGCAUCCCUGGUUGUUUACCAGAGGCUCCAUCGGAAAGAGUGGUUUAUUUUUGGCGGUGAAGAGUUCUCGGUACUGACGGAACAGACAACACUGGGGUUAGGGCUUUUCUAAAUCGCCGUAAAAUAACCGAGAUAACCCGCCGGAAACUGCAAAUAAAAAUGUUACUAAAAUUUGCUUUCGUGCAAAGUUUCCUUAAAUAACGCCUAUACUGCUUCAAAGUGAUGGAGGUGGGAGAGACGGCCAACCCCGGCUGUCUGACAAGAUUCGUAUGUCAGCUGAUAGCCCCCAGCCUCAAUACCAGUGUCCACGUCCCAUCAUGCGGCAACGCUCACGUAAACAGCGCCAAGGCCACGUUGCUGGACUGCGAGCAGUGGAACUCUGUUGCUCAAGACGCUGCAGACUACGAGUACUUCUUGUGCGGCGGGCAGCACAACAACUCCUUCACACACUGCAGCCACUGUGCAGACAACGGCACCAUCAUGCUCAACAUGACGCUACGCCUCUUGAUGCUGGGUGACGAGGGAAAUGUCAUUUGGGCCAGAAUCCCCAGCGUAAUCAAAUCCGUUUCGUGUAGUGUAGGUGGCUUUAUAGACAUGUUCAUGGACUGUACUAGUCCAGAAAAUGUGAAUGUGACGAGUGAAGAUAUCAUUUCAACAGUGGGCAUCGGUAACGCGUCAGAAGAGGAAUUCUCUAUGUUGCAAGAGAGCGAGUGGAAUCGAUCGUCGGCAUUGCGGGAUGUCAUAGGAGAAUACGUGAAGUGCUCACUGGAAAGUGUUUUCCUGAACGUGGAGUCAACGACGGGAGGUGCGUCUGUAUCUUCGGGAUUGGGAGACGAAUUGAAUUGGGAAAAUCAUCAUCACGACUGGAGUUUCCUGUUUGUGUUAGUUUUCAUAGUGGCCGGGGGUGUGGGCAACAUCCUCGUGUGUCUAGCUGUCUGUCUGGAUCGACGUCUACAGAACGUCACCAAUUACUUCCUGCUCUCCCUCGCCAUAGCGGACCUCCUAGUUAGCCUCUUCGUCAUGCCUCUAGGUGCCAUACCAGGCUUUCUAGGUUACUGGCCGUUCGGAGUUGUGUGGUGCAAUGUCUAUGUCACCUGUGACGUACUGGCAUGCUCUGCAAGCAUUAUGCACAUGUGUUUCAUAAGCCUCGGUCGGUACCUCGGGAUCCGUAACCCGCUCAAGACCCGACAUGCCUACUCCACGAAGAGGCUGGUUGGGUUCAAGAUAGCGCUGGUGUGGUUGCUGUCUAUGCUUGUGUCCAGCUCCAUCACAGUUCUGGGAGUCCACAACCCGCGGAACAUAAUGCCGGAGCCACACAUAUGCGUCAUCAACAACAGAGCGUUCUUCGUGUUCGGCUCGCUCGUAGCUUUCUACGUUCCCAUGGUGAUAAUGGUUGUGACUUACGCGCUGACGGUGCAGCUGUUACGGAAAAAGGCACGGUUUGCGGCCGAACAUCCAGAAUCGGACCAGUUCCGGCGUCUAGGAGGACGCUUUGCAGCCUCCAAGACACACCAUCACCACCACAACCACAGGUCUUCCACGUUGUCGCGCCAGCUCUGCAGAACCAGCGGAGGUUCCGACAGGAGCACCAGUAUACGUGUGAGUUCCUCGCACCCUCACCUGAACUACGUGGCGAAUGGGGGCAGCGGUGCCGGAGGGACGGUCACUGCUUCACGGGGGCGGUGUGACCAAGGGACACAGACUCCGGACAACAUCGCCCGGGAAACGCGAAACUUCCGUCUGAGAAGUCUUAAGCUGCAACUUAGCAUGGGGCCUUCGACACUCAACUUAAGGUUCCUAGCUGGCAGGAACAGAAGACGCUCGUUAGCUGCAAAUGCUGUGGCCACGGAACAAAAGGCAUCCAAAGUGCUGGGUUUGGUCUUCUUCACUUUCGUCCUGUGUUGGGCACCUUUCUUCAUCCUCAACAUAAUCUUCGCGGCGUGCCCACACUGCCACGUUCCAGAUCACGUGGUGGACACGUGUCUCUGGCUGGGAUAUGUAUCCUCUACAAUCAACCCUGUCAUCUACACGAUCUUCAACAGAACAUUCAGAGCUGCCUUCAUCAGGCUUCUGAGAUGCAAGUGUCACAGAUCGGCUAGGCCUCUCAGGUACCGGUCAGUGAGCGAGAAUCGGACGGUGGGAACGCCUAUGGGGUUCUUGUCCUCCACCACGGUGACGCCUUCAGUAGGGAGCUCGACUUCCACCCCAGCGGGUGCAAUGGCGGGGGCAGCCGCCCUGCCCUUGUCCUUGUCCCUGCAAGGGACGCCCUUACUAGCCACCCCCUCAUCAACAACGUCGUCAUACGUUGUCAUGAGGACGCCGUCAGAGAACUACCCAGACGCCUUCGAUGUGGAAGACCAUGACUGCUGAAUACUACCACUGCCACGUAACGCCAAACAUCUGAACUAGUCUCCACACCAAAAGUUACAGUGUUUACUGAGGGCUCGGAAGACAUUUCAGCUGAUGUCCAAUUAUAAAUUUGUAACAUAAUUCAGUCGCAUUUAUUAGUCAGGAAGUGAAAGCUACAAUAAGACAUUUUAAAUUAUCAUCGUUUUGCCACCUCCCACCAAAACUUGGUUCGUUCUUAAUGCGUCAAUGGCACAAAGGGGUCCUCCAAGAGAGUCCCCCCAAACUACAGACUGACACCAAAGUUACGAAUCGAUUUAAUACAAACCAUAACACGAUAGAAGAAUGUUUUUACACGCUGUGUUAUGGAAUGGUCACAAUUUACAGUUGUUCUCUCGGUUUAGGAGUGUUUCUUUCGCAUACGAAUACAUCUUUCGAAAAUUCAAGUAAUAUAAAUUAAAUUUAAAGAGUGGAUGAGAAUUUAAAUUGAAUAAGCAGUUGCAAAUGCACACCCAGUGUUUCAUAACAUCAGAGACAAUAUUCAAGAGUACAAUAAGAACGUGUGUUUCCACAGAUGAUUUCAAAGUAUCGGUACACAUUUAUAUAAAGGAAUACAUAUUUCGUUCCGUUUUGAAUGUAAGACAGAGAAACUAAAGCAGGAACAAGCUGUGCUCAAGAUCCUUCAAAAGCCUUUGUUCUGAGUGUCGCAAACGAACAGCGAGUUUCAAUUAGAAAAAUAAACACUGUAUACUGUAAAAUCUGUUGAACAUCAGUACGGUUCAGGGAGGAGUGUUUUAAGUGCUUUUCACAAUAUAUAACCAUCAGUUCACGAUGAAGAUAGCUGACAAAAAAAAAACACGUUCUGGAGAAAGAUUCCAUAAAGCACGAAUAUGGAUCAGUUAUUACAUAACAAAGCUGCAAUGGCUGACGGUUUGAGUGGUUGUUUUGUUUGUGAGAAUUUAGAUAUGAGAUACAAACUAUAUAUAUAAACUGUAAUUGCAAUAAAUUCGUUCCAUAUUCUUCCAAAGGUAACUAAACAGCAUAUAUCUGUAUAGAAUUAAAAAAAAUCGAUUGGUCCCGUUUCGCUUCUGCAGAGAUGUCGUCUGUUGUGAACGUUACGUCACUAGCCACAGGUACACACAACACAAGGAACUGCAGCACGUCCAGCCGGACA
Messenger RNA from Cryptotermes secundus, 4422 nucleotides. It is a transcript of the gene 5-HT2A, whose product is annotated as 5-hydroxytryptamine receptor 2C. The transcript is spliced from 6 exons. Lineage: Eukaryota; Metazoa; Arthropoda; Insecta; Blattodea; Kalotermitidae. Gene Ontology annotation, cellular component: dendrite; membrane. The coding region runs from base 1125 to 3272 and encodes 715 amino acids. Gene Ontology annotation, molecular function: serotonin binding; neurotransmitter receptor activity; G protein-coupled serotonin receptor activity. Gene Ontology annotation, biological process: serotonin receptor signaling pathway; chemical synaptic transmission; G protein-coupled receptor signaling pathway, coupled to cyclic nucleotide second messenger. The record is from RefSeq and is a predicted model, not a curated record.